AUGGGACGGAACGGAACGGAAUGGAACAGCGACGGUUUGUCAGCGGGGGCACUCACAGUACUCGGAGCCGGAGCAGCAGCUCCUGCCAUCGACAGCGACAAGGAGGUGAAGAGCAGCCGAGCGCUCGUUCGUACCACCAGCAACCCGUCGAGGCGAGGUGGAGACGAUGGAAUCAAAUUAUCACAUAAAUCCAAGGAAGAGGACAGAAAUCUGCAGAUUCACAGUGGCGCUGCAGAGAGGAAAAACAACGACACCAUCGCUUCUGCAAAAUGA
Molecule: messenger RNA, 273 nt
Organism: Necator americanus (New World hookworm)
Lineage: Eukaryota; Metazoa; Nematoda; Chromadorea; Rhabditida; Ancylostomatidae
Exons: 3
Coding region: 1-273 (90 amino acids)
Source: RefSeq, a predicted model, not a curated record